UGGCGCGACUUGACUUUUUCAGUGCUACUUAAAUGAGAUCUCUGAACUCGAGCUCAGCCCGCCGAGCCGGGCCGCUUCAGGGGGAGGCGCCAAGUCUCGGCUGGCCUUGGCCCGGGGCGAGCAGUCCCCGCUGCCCGGAGCGGAGAGGACGCGGCGCGGAGUCACGUUAACUUUUUUCUGGAAGACAGCUUUACAAGAAUCUAGACGGACCAAAUUUCGGGCUCCAGAACAUUCCACCAACCAGCUUAGCAGAUCAUACAUUCUUCAGGAGCUGAGAGCUGAUAAGCCUCUUCUUCACCGUGAUUUGAAACUUUCCAGUCUCAGAAAAGUUGACCAAGGGACUGCACAGGACUGAGUCCAUAUGGAAGAAGAACUGCCUGGUUUCUAUGGAGAAAGUGGCAAGAAGGAAAACAAAUUAAGCAGACCUCAUAGGAAAUAAGAUUCCUUCAUGCUAUGAGGAGUCAGUACAGGCUACCCUGUCAUCGUUGAAGAUGUUAGAUGUGGGGAAGUGGCCAAUUUUUUCCCUUUGUUCUGAGGAAGAGCUGCAGUUGAUCCGUCAGGCGUGUGUCUUCGGCAGUGCUGGCAAUGAGGUUUUGUACACUACAGUCAACGAUGAGAUUUUUGUGCUUGGCACAAACUGCAGUGGCUGUCUAGGGGUAGGUGACAUUCAGAGCACUAUUGAGCCUCGGAAACUGGAUUCUUUAACUGGCAAAAAAAUAGCCAGCCUCAGCUAUGGGAGUGGCCCUCAUAUCGUCCUUGCAACAACAGAUGGAGAAGUCUUUACCUGGGGUCACAAUGCUUAUAGCCAGCUGGGCAAUGGGACAACAAAUCAUGGUUUAGUGCCCUGCCAUAUCUCUACGAAUUUGUCAAACAAACAAGUCAUUGAGGUCGCCUGUGGGUCUUACCAUUCUUUGGUUUUAACAUCUGAUGGAGAGGUCUUUGCCUGGGGUUAUAAUAACUCUGGGCAAGUAGGAUCUGGGUCGACAGCUAACCAGCCCAUUCCUCGAAGAGUCACUGGAUGCUUGCAGAACAAAGUAGUUAUGAACAUAGCAUGUGGCCAGAUGUGCUCCAUGGCUGUUGUGGACACUGGAGAGGUCUACGUCUGGGGUUACAAUGGGAAUGGGCAGCUGGGCCUGGGCAGCAGUGGCAACCAGCCAACCCCAUGCAGAGUGGCCGCCCUGCAAGGCAUCCGUGUGCAGCGGGUUGCCUGUGGCUAUGCACACACAUUAGUAUUAACAGAUGAAGGUCAAAUAUAUGCUUGGGGCGCAAAUUCUUAUGGCCAGUUGGGGACUGGCAAUAAAAGUAACCAGUCCUAUCCUACCCCUGUUGUUGUGGAAAAGGACAGAAUCAUAGAGAUUGCAGCCUGUCACUCUGCCCACACGUCUGCUGCCAAGAGCCAGGGCGGGCAUGUGUACAUGUGGGGCCAGUGCCGGGGCCAGUCAGUGAUCCUUCCACACCUCACCCACUUCUGCUGCACUGAUGACGUGUUUGCCUGCUUCGCCACCCCUGCUGUCACCUGGCGCCUUCUCUCUGUGGAACCUGAUGACCACCUCACUGUGGCUGAGUCUCUGAAGAGGGAAUUUGACAACCCUGACACUGCAGACCUCAAGUUUCUGGUUGAUGGAAAAUACAUUUAUGCUCACAAAGUCCUUCUUAAAAUUAGGUGUGAACAUUUUCGUUCUUCAUUAGAAGACAGUGAAGACGAUAUUGUAGAAAUGAGUGAGUUUUCGUAUCCUGUGUUCCGAGCUUUCCUGGAAUAUCUAUACACGGAUAACAUCAGCCUAUCUCCUGAGGAGGCAGUAGGAUUGCUAGAUCUGGCUACAUUUUACAGUGAGACACGGUUGAAAAAGCUCUGUCAACAAACUAUCAAGCAAGGGAUCUGUGAGGAGAACGCUAUUGCUCUGCUUUCUGCUGCUGUCAAGUACGACGCACAGGACUUAGAAGAGUUCUGUUUCAGAUUUUGCAUCAACCAUCUGACUGUAGUAACACAAACGUCAGGCUUUGCAGAAAUGGACCACGAUCUUCUGAAGAACUUCAUCAGCAAAGCCAGCAGAGUUGGAGCCUUUAAGAACUGAUCCCCAAUGUGGAAAUGAAUGCUUAAGCCUUCCCAUUUCACUCCACAAAGAUAAAUAAAUACGUGAAUAAAUCAUAAUUACAAAAAAAAAAAAAAAAGCCAUUGAUGAACAACUUCUCUGUAAUUAACAGUGUUGAUGAAAACUACAUCUGGCCAGAUUCUUGUGUCCUGUCAAAAGGCUGCAGUCAGUUCUCUCCAUCUGCCUAGCCAAAGGUUUACAGUAGCAGGAUAUGACACACCACAUAGAAACUGAAUGUCUACCAGUGGCAUUCGACUGGGGAAUCUCCCUAUCCCAGCAGGUGUCGACUGUAAAUAGCUUUUUGGGUGGGUGGGUGGAUGGGGACUGUGUUCACCUCCCUUUUCUGACCAAGGAUCUGUCUGGUAUGAGCUUGUACAGGUCUCAUAAUUCUGUCAUUCUCUGAUUUCAUACAUGUGUGUCCUGUUCUUUGAAGGCAGGCCCCAUGCUUAGGAGUAACUAACAGAUUCCAUGGGUCCAUGGUAUUUGUGUGUAGUUUUUUGUUUUGUUGUCAUUUUGGAUGGCUGGUUGUCUUUUUUGGAAAGUUGGGAGGUUCUGGAAGAGGUUGAGGUAGAGAAAGAAUAUAAUGAAGAUAUAUAAAAAAUAAAAAGGUAUCACAUAAAAAUGAAAAUUAUAGUUACCAUUUCUUCCUUUGAGUCACCUAUGGUGGAUAUCUUUGGGGCAUUGAAAGUUUGCUAAUCUGGAGAAAUGGUCCAAUAUUCAACGGGUUGAUACAAGGAAUGCUGUCAUGCCCACAUUUUUAGCCUCUAACACAGUGCCUUAUAUAUAAAAGGCACUCAGUUAAUUCACUGUCCAUCUUAAGGGUACACUGAGAAUAGCGAACGUUGGGAAGGGAAUAAACAAACUUAGAAGUUUGUAAUUACUGAUAUAGUUUAUAGUUCUGAGAAAUAGUAGCUAACUUAGACCAUUAUCAGCAUUCAGAAAAUGCCUUAGCAACUAAGUUGUCAAAGGCCCAAGGGCUACUUUUAAUUUUCUACUUCCCACAUUAACUUCUCAUAAUGGCAUUGUUGAAAAUGAAACAUUAACUUUGAAAUGUUACUUCUGGAAUCCUAUGCCUUAUGUAUUUGCAUAAAGCCCUUUGCUUUUCUUUAUAUUAAGGAGAGUUUCCCUCUAUAAGAUUGAUUAUAGUUUUUUCUUGUAGCUAGCUUUUAUGUCACUAUAAAAUAGGUUUCUUAACCAAACACUAGUAAAUACUAUAUAGAAAGGAACUAACACAUUUCAUGGGUAGCAUUGUGUUGGAGAAAGUCUUGAGUUUUUUGACCAAAACAAGCCACUGUGUAGCAAAAGAGAAACUAACUGAACAAAAUGUAGCAUUGGAUUCCUCUAAGUGUCUCACAAUAUAUUAUGUAAAGGAAAUCUUUUUGGAAAUAGAAAUCUUAUUCUCAUGUAUAAUUGUUUGAUAAUAAAGAACUUGAUAGAACAAACUGUCUUCUUAAAUUGUUGAAUAACAAAAUCAAGCUAUCAAACUGUUGUCUCAUAGGUAGAUAAAAAUCCCUUUUAUGGUCUGUACUUAUUAAAAGCAGAUAUUCAGAUGUCUUCUUAUAGCAAAGUUGACCCUAAAAUAUAAAUGGUUCCUAAUUUUUUAAAAGCC
This is a messenger RNA of Arvicanthis niloticus (Nile rat), 3702 nucleotides long. The record is from RefSeq and is a predicted model, not a curated record. Lineage: Eukaryota; Metazoa; Chordata; Mammalia; Rodentia; Muridae.